Messenger RNA from Carcharodon carcharias (great white shark), 1832 nucleotides. It is a transcript of the gene commd1, whose product is annotated as copper metabolism (Murr1) domain containing 1. Gene Ontology annotation, biological process: negative regulation of sodium ion transmembrane transport; regulation of proteasomal ubiquitin-dependent protein catabolic process; positive regulation of protein ubiquitination. The record is from RefSeq and is a predicted model, not a curated record. Gene Ontology annotation, cellular component: endosome. The transcript has 3 exons. Bases 51 to 611 code for a protein of 186 amino acids. NCBI's taxonomy places the organism in Eukaryota, Metazoa, Chordata, Chondrichthyes, Lamniformes, Lamnidae.
GAAAGGUCGGCGGAGGGUUAGUCCGUGUCAACCCGUGACGUCAGGGCAUCAUGGCGGAGCAGUGCUCCAAGUCCCUCAGCGGCUUAUUGGGCGGCCUGGCUCAGCUCAUCUACUAUCACAGCCCGGGCAUCACUGAGCAAAUGCUCAAGGACCAGCUCUACCCUGACCUGCCGCAACAAGAUUUCAAAGUCCUGCUUGAGAAAAUGGCCGGGAUCCUGCGGUCGAUAACAUCUGCAGACAUGGACUUCAACCAGCUGGAAGCCUUCUUAACGGCGCAGACCAAGAAACAAAAAGGAAUUACACUGGAGCAAGCGGCAGUUUUAACAAAAUUUUGGAAAAUUCAUAAAGUUAAAAUCCGAGAGAGCCUUAUUAAUCAGAGCAAGUGGGAGAACUGCCUGCGGAAUCUAAGUUGGAGAGUUGACCUGAAGUCUCAAUCCAGACACUUGGAUCAAAUAAACACACCUGUUGCUAUUGUGGAGUUUGAACUUGGAAAGAAUGAUCAGGAAUCGGAAUUUCUCUGCUUGGAGUUGGAUGAGACCAAAGUGAAUCAACUCCUGAAAAAACUAACAGAAAUUGAAGAAAGCAUCGGUACACUAAGUUACACCAACUGACGUCGAUGGAGAUAAUGAAAGUGGACCAGAUGAUGGUGCCAAUAACCAACAUGCCCACUAAAUACCCCAAUGAAUUAUGGAAUAUAUGCAUUAUCUGCAUUGGUUGUAAAGUGCAUUUCUGAAUUUACUUAGGACAACCUUUUAUCUACACACCGACCCAAAACUAACAUUGUGUGCCUUACUAAUUCUUUCCUUGCCAUCUGUUAUUUUUGUAGUAAAUUGUGUUCAGAAUACAGCUUUUAAUUUGAUUUUUUUUACCUAAAUCCUUUAGUUGUUUAGAAUGUUAGUUUGCAUUCAGCUCAAGUUGGAAAUGUAAUUUUCUUUCCCUUGCCUAUUGCGAAGAGGCUGAAGUGAAAUUAGCUUGGACAGCCUCAACCCAUUUCUUUGUGAAGCCUUGCAGACAGAAUUAACAUUAAUUGGAUAGUUUUACUCAGACUACAAUGGUUUGAGGGAUAGUACACUGGGAUUAAUGUUGGGGCAGUAUUGAUUGUGUUAACUGGCCCAAGCUGUGGCCAAACUAGAGAUGCUGGAUGUUUAGUCAAGUCUAAAGCUCACUUUUCUCCCUCGCCUCCACAAAUGCAGUAUUGUAGGUUGAUGACUUACAUGAGGCUGUACUUGGAGUUGUGGUAUUACUGAUACAAAAAUACAAGACAUCCUUCAUUACAGCGGCACAGUCAUGAAGGAAAGUUGUUUCACUGUGAAGAUAUAUAAUUUUCAUGGUUUUCUUGUGGGGAUUUUUCCAAAAAUAAAGUUCAAUACCCCUGUGUUUAUAUUAUUUCAAUUACUCUGUUAUGGAUAUGAUCUGAAUAAAUGCAUGGAAAUUACGAUAAUUUAAUUGUAUUACUUAUCACUGACCAACUUAAAUAACCAUUUCAUAAUUGAGUUAAUAAUCUACAAUUUUAUGGUAUUUAACUUUAAACUGUCAUUUAAUAUAGAGUUGUAAAGGCCAGAAGAUUCCAGCUUGAAUAUGGAAUCGAGUAGAAUUAAUAAAACUUGACAAUUCCUUUUCCACCUAACCUUGCCUGCUACGUAGUUCUCUUGAAUUUAGUUACAAGCCAAAAGCUUUCAGAAAAUUGCUCACGUGUUUAUUCCUUGAUGGAUGGAAGGGAUUUGUUAUAAUCUCAAGUGCGUAGAUUAAAAUGAUAGCUAUUUGGAGACCUAAUGAUCUGAUAUUUGUAUUUAUGAAGAAGUCAUUUAACUGAAUAAAAGUACUGUAUCUCA